This is a messenger RNA of Topomyia yanbarensis, 3901 nucleotides long. RefSeq names its product calcium/calmodulin-dependent protein kinase type IV. The transcript has 9 exons. Lineage: Eukaryota; Metazoa; Arthropoda; Insecta; Diptera; Culicidae. The record is from RefSeq and is a predicted model, not a curated record. Gene Ontology annotation, molecular function: protein serine/threonine kinase activity; ATP binding. Bases 649 to 3291 code for a protein of 880 amino acids. Gene Ontology annotation, biological process: protein phosphorylation; intracellular signal transduction; positive regulation of apoptotic process. Gene Ontology annotation, cellular component: nucleus.
AUCUCGACUCGGCAGCAGUAGUGACAGUAGGCUACUAGAUUCGAUCGCAGUCAUCAUUCGAUAUUGUUGCCUGGCGGACGUGAAGCACCCAUAGAACCAGCGCGUGAAAAAUAAAAUGAUCGCGAGUUUCGACGGUGGAAGAAAACGACGAAGAAGUGUUCUCUGAUCAAAGCAAGCAGCGGGAAAGAGAGACCGAGUGACAAAAAUCUGCAUCUCGCUUUCUUUGGAAAAUAGAAUAUUUGCUCGAUCGAUAAAGCAACAAAAUAGAAAAAAACGCUGAUCCGUGGGCAACAUUGCGAGUAGUUGAAUCGCACGAGUGCGAAAAAAAAGAAACACCGAGUACUGUGGAAUUAAAUCCGUUGAAAGUGCGUAAUUGUCAGUUUACCAAAAAAAAAAAUGCACGUUUUUGCAUGAAAAGAAAAAGUGAAAAGUACUCCAAACUGUGUUAGUCAACAAAAAAAGUGCAGACAAGUAAACCAUCAUAACAGAAGUGAAAAACCACAGUAGAGGUUACAAGUCCGUACUGUGUACACAAUUUCAGUCUAGUGUCAGAGCGGUGAUAUUUGUCUGUCCUUCAGUAUUGAAACAACGAGACACGACUCAACAGUGAGCGGUUUGUGUACCUAGCUAUAUCACAUCGGCAGUGAAAUGAUUCACGUGGAUGAAACGGAUCCCCUCGGUGAUGUGCCACCGCCAUUUCCUUAUCGUGAGGUGGAGAUACAACGCGGCGUCGAUGCUAAACAGUUGUUCGAACUGAGUACUGAAAUUGGAAGGGGUAAAUUCGGAGUCGUACACACCUGCAAGGAGAAAUCAACUGGUAUCCGACUGGCAGCCAAAUUCAUCCAGAUUGUGAAAAAAGGAGACCGGAAAAACAUCGAGCGGGAGGUGCACAUGAUGAACGUCCUGAGGCACUCCAAAAUCGCUCAACUGUAUGCGGCCUUCGAGUUUGACCGUACUUUCUGUAUGGUGAUGGAACUGGUGGAAGGUGGCGAGCUGUUCGACCGCGUGUUAGACGAAAAGUUCAUCUUGACUGAAAGGGCUUGCGCCAUCUUCAUGCGACAGAUUUGCGAAGCGGUUGGCUAUAUCCAUGGCAACAACAUCGUUCACUUGGAUCUGAAACCGGAGAAUAUUCUUUGUCUCACGGAAAGUGGGAAUCGGAUAAAGAUUAUCGACUUCGGUCUCGCCCGUGAGUAUGAUCCGGACAAUAAGCUGCAAGUGCUGUUCGGAACUCCGGAAUUCGUAGCACCUGAAGUGGUGAAUUUUGAAGCAAUUUCCUUUGCGACGGAUAUGUGGAGUGUUGGAGUCAUCGCCUAUGUAUUAGUGUCCGGACUAUCCCCCUUCGCUGGCGAAGAUGACAUUCAAACCAUGGGCAACAUCACGAUAGGCCGAUAUGAUUUCCUGGACGAAUCAUUUGACAGCGUGUCUGAGGAGGCGAUAGAUUUCAUAAACCGUUGCUUGGUUAAGGAUCAAAAAGAAAGAAUUUCUGCCGAGGAAGCACUAAAACACAAAUGGAUCAAACGAAAACCGCAAUACUAUCCAACAAACCGACGACCAUCGAUCACCACCUUCAAACCAGUUCUGCUCGAGAACAAUAACAACAAGGCUAACGCUGAAAUUGACAAGGAAAAUCUGAAGGAACUAGUAUCCAAGUGGAAUGAGAUCCCGAACAAUCGAUACACCUUCGACCAGACGACGGAAAAUGUGAUCGCGCCCAGUGGAGAAACGAUCCAGAUUCGUCGUCCGAGUGCGGACGGGGGUGGCCGAAGAGGCAGCUUAGCUCGAGGCGAUGAAGAACCAUUGCUACUGUCCCCAUCAUCAUCGACAUCCUGUUGUUCGUCAUCGCCACCACCCUCAUCGGAAGUGAGCGCUACUAACCUGGCAAAUAGUGAGAGUUUCAUCGUCACCCCUCCGCCACUUCCUCUAGCCUUGCGCCCCGCACUAGUGCCAUUAGAAGUAGUUCCUAACACAAACGCAACCACCACAAUUGGCGUGAUCAGCAGCAACAUCGAAAGCACAACUACCUCCGGCAGUAGUAUCGAAAUUAGUAACACCAAUACUAGUAAUAACAUUAACAAUAGUAGCAUUGUCGAGCGAUCGUCACCACCUCAGCCAGAUCGGCUGUCACCAUCUGAUCAUUCUUGUUCAUCUUUCUCAGAUCAUUCUCAGACACCGACAACACACCCGACUGAUCUACCAGCGCCCAUCGGAAGCAAUUCUUCGAUGGAGGUGGUGAAGCAACCCGCUAAAGUGAAGGUAUGUGAUGAGUUACGAAAGCUAUCCGAUUUACUAAAAUUGUCUACUACCGCCAUGCAAACGAAGGAGGAACCCUUACCCGAAUCCAACCCUACCCCACAGAACACGAUCAAUUCACUGAACAAUGGAUCAAGUCCCGUUGCUGUGACCCCACUAAACCCUACUCUCAGUACGGCCGAUCUAGACACGGAACUCGAGAGUCUCAAAUCCAAAGUGAAAGUGAUCAAGACGAGUAAAGCGCAGAACAAUUUAUCAUCGCAGCAGCUAGAACUAUUCUCAAAUAACGCCCUAAAGCUACCAACGUUUAAAUUUCUGCCCAAAUCGAUCAGUCUGUGCAACGACGACUCAGUAUUCAAAGAAAAUUAUACCAAAUUCUGUGAUCGAAAUGCUAUUCAGAAACCUUCCCACCUUCAAGAGUCAUCACAGACAGUAACCAGCACGACAACAACAACUACAACAACCACCAACCAGGAGGAAUCCGAAGGUACGAAACUAAUCGUGACCAAAACUACCAAGAGCAGCAAAACUUCAGCCGACGGAACCAAAACCAUUACCGUACGAAAGACGAUCGUUAAACAGAAAAAGAUCGUCGAACAAGAGGAUGAAAACAUAUGCAAAACCAAACUGCAACCUCAGCCAUCACUCGAUUCUGCGGCAACAGUCAAACGAACCAAGUUCCGUGUCAACCAGAUGAGCAGCCGGGACGUACCGGUUGCGAUCAAUCACGUUGCAAAGCGAUAUCUCGAGCAGAACCGACUAAUCGCGACCACUGAUGGCUGCGCUGUUCCCAAAAAUGAUCAACUGGUUAAAAAAUUCCACAAAGAUCACAUCGUGAACCAGUCGGAAAUGGAGACGACAAAGAAUUUAAGAAAUACCAUGAAAAUACGUAGCCUAUCGGUAGACUGGGAUGCCGUUGAGGCCGUCGAAAACCGAUCGAUGAAAUCCAUCAACUCUUUCCUCAAGCGUACGACCGCCGUCAGUACGAACUCAGCGGUGAAACAGAUUCAGAAGCAGAUUGAGGCUAGUAUUCAUAAAUGAUUCGACGAUACAUACUCAAAGAUGGUUGAAGAGAGUUUUUUGAUCGACGAUAUAAUCGGUCAAAUGGAUCGUGGUCAUUGAAAAGACGUACCAAAUCAAAGAAUCGCUGCUAAAUGGUUUACUUUGUCACAUAUGUUGUUGCUAAUAUACGCUUAAAUUCCAUUAUUUGCUGUUAUGAUAUUAGAUGCACACUUUCGCCUAUCGUCAACAAUUCAUCAUUGCACGAUUUUGUGUGCGUUCUUUAUUAAGCAAUGUCUAUGUUUAUGUCUUAUAACGUAUAACGAGUUUCUACUUUUUAGUCAAAGGAACGAGAAAAAAUGUCAUUCAUUAUGUCCUUCAUUGUCGUUAUUUACAUCCCCUAUCCACAAUCACUCUGUUUCUGUUUUUUUAUAAUCUAUGUCUCAUUACCAUCAGGAAAGCAUGUUAAUUUAUUUAGGUUCUAGAAUUUUACUCAUAUAAGUUACUUGAAAAAGUUUAGAAGUACAAUAGUUAAAACAAAGAAAAAUGUGAAAAUAAAAAAAACUAGGAAUCGUUAUAAACCAUGUUAAUGUUAAAAAAAGGAAAACAGAUAUGUAAAUAUUCAAAGUACCGGUAUUUGAAUAGAAAUAGU